CCCAACCCCCCCACACACACACACAAACACACACACACGCACCACCUCACCCCUCCCCUGAACGACAGCUGACGACGGAGAGCGAGCGGGGCCGAGUCCCCAGGCGGCCUGUCCGAGACGAGCUGUUCUCCGUGGAAACAACACGUGUUUCUUGUCAUCAUGGCAAGAGAAGAAGCAGGGUCCCCAUCAAAAUUUUCAUGCAAAAUUAUGACUUUCCACCCCACAAUGGAAGAGUUUAAGAAUUUUUCCAAGUAUAUUGCAUACAUGGAGUCUCAGGGUGCACACCGAGCAGGUCUUGCAAAGGUGAUUCCACCGAAGGAUUGGAAACCUAGAAGAAAUUACAACAACAUCGAUAACUUGAUUAUUCCUGCUCCAAUUCAGCAAAUGGUUACGGGACAGUCGGGCCUUUUUACUCAGUAUAACAUACAGCAAAAACCGUUGACUGUAAAGGAAUUCAGAAAUUUGGCUAAUAAUGAUAAAUACUGCACUCCAAGAUACCUAGAUUAUGAAGAUCUUGAACGCAAAUACUGGAAAAAUUUGACCUUUGUAGCACCGAUCUACGGAGCAGAUGUCAGUGGCAGCCUCUAUGAUGAGGAUGUCGAUGAGUGGAAUAUUAGUCAUUUGAAUACAAUUUUAGAUGUGGUGGCAGAAGAAAGCGGGAUUGCUAUUGAAGGUGUGAACACGCCCUAUUUGUAUUUUGGUAUGUGGAAAACUACAUUUGCUUGGCACACAGAAGAUAUGGAUCUAUACAGCAUUAACUACCUACAUUUUGGAGAGCCAAAAUUUUGGUACGCAGUACCUCCAGAGCAUGGAAAAAGGCUGGAACGACUUGCACAAGGCUUCUUUCCAAGUAGUUCACAAGGAUGUGAUGCUUUUCUACGUCACAAGAUGACCCUUAUAUCUCCAUCAAUAUUAAAGAAGUAUGGGAUUCCUUUUGACAAGGUAACACAAGAAGCAGGACAAUUCAUGAUCACUUUUCCAUAUGGCUACCAUGCUGGCUUCAAUCACGGAUUCAACUGUGCUGAGUCAACAAACUUUGCCACAAUUCGAUGGCUUGAUUAUGGAAAAAUUGCUAAACAAGUCACAAACAAGAGAAGACCUGCAGAUGCUGGAAAUCUGAGCAAGACACACAAAAUGCUGGAGGAACUCAGCAGGCCAGGCAGCAUCUAUGGAAAAAUGUACAGCCGACAUUUCAGGCCGAAUCCCUUCGGCAGGACUGAUGAAAACAGGAAUUACAGCGGGAGAGAGUGGGAGAGAGUUUAACUGAAGGGAAGAUUUAAACUUUUUUAGGGUAGACAUCCCUAGACGAGACUUUGCAGAGUAGUAAUCAAAUCACAAACAAGAGAAAUCGUGCAGAUACUGGAAAUCCGAGCAACACACACAAAAUGCUGGAGGAACUCAGUAGGCCAAGCAGCAUCUAUGGAAAAAAGUACAGUUGAACCUUCGUUCUUCCCAUUUUUUUCCACUACUGAACUCGCCCCCAAUUUUAGUUUCCACGCAAGUGGUGUAUACAACAUCGGCAGAUUCUUGAUCUGUAAAAAUAUUGCCAAUUUUUAAUUUUUGUUUUUUGGUGCAAAUUUGAGUUGCAAAUGUCAUUUUCCUUUAAUUUGGUUCAAGCUUUGUUCUUGAAAGCAUUUAACUCUUCUGCUUUUCUUUUUGACACGCUUAGGAUGCUAAAAAUGAUAAUUAUUAUUUGAGAACGCGAAAAUAAUAAUUAUUAUUUGAAAAAUUCAGUAAGAUGAAAAAUGUGUAACUUUAAUAAAAUAACCACAGUCAUGCAAGCAAUUUUAUAGAAACAGUUUUUAAAUUUAAAAAAAUCUUUUUAGAUUGUGAUUUUUCUUUGAAAGGUUACGUGCCAAAAAAGUCAGAAUAUAGAAUACAGCAAGCUAGAACACACACUGCAACACUCAGUACAAGUAAAUGAUGUCAGGCAGUCAAAAUUACUGAUACACACAAUGGUAAAAGUAAAAUGUUUUGACCGGAUGGCAGUGGGCUGGCGGUUUAUUAACAAUGAGGUACCAACUUCCAUUCUGUGUUUAUUGUUUGUUACAAUUUGUAACAGUGUUGUAACUUGAAACACUGACAGUGUAAAUAUGUUGAAGCUCUAAAAUAUUUGAAAGUAAAGUAGUACGUUUGUUAUUUAGAGCAUUAAUGAAUUAUAUUUAUUAGCACAUAAUGAUAAGGUAUUUCACAAUUAUAUUAACAUAGAUUUCAAAAUUAUAUUAGCGUAAUUUCAAAAUUAUGUUGACAUUAUAUAUUAGAAAAUUCCAGCUCUGCAGCAACAAAGGCUAUGUGCACAGGAACAUUUCAGUUACUGUGCUGCCACACACCCGUGAAGCUUAGAUGGAACAGUGAGUCCAACAGUAAAGUGAAGUAAUGGGUUUGCCAGUAACAACCUGUCAUCAAAUUGUGCGUUCAGCAUGUAAACAUAGAACAUAGAAUAGUACAGCUCAGUACAGGCCCUUAGGCCCACAAUGUUGUGCCGACCCUUAAACCCUGCCUCCCAUAUCUCUGAUUGCUGAGGCAAAGUGAUGACAAUUUGUGUUGUAACAAGUGGCAAAACCCAAGAAAAUGCUUGGCUAUUUUCUUCCAAUAAUUUCCUAUCUUGUUGAAUUUGAGAAGUAACCAUGCUAGGCAAUCAUCAUUAUGGUUAGGCAAUCAUCAUUAUGGAUGUUUCUGUACUGCUAUGUCAUAAGGAUAAACAGAGAAUACAUUGGUAUCUUUAAUUUGCUCUGCAGAAAUAUCAUGUGUAGAAGCACUGAAAAUUUUUUUGACUUAUCAGGGGCCAUUUGGAUGAUCGUUGUGUUUCUGCUUGUCAAGAAAGCUAUCUAUCCCAUAAAUUGGAAUGGUGGGGGAGUAUUGUUUUGUUUGGUGGAAAUUGUAUUUACUUCUGUAAAAGACUCUCAGUAAAUGAUAAAGCAUAUGCCUGGAAUAAUUCGUCAUAGUAUGAGUAUUUAAUUGAAGUAUCAACUGUGCGUUCCUUUUAAAAAUCUAUUUACACGUACAGGAGGCGUUUUCACCUUACAUUUGUCUAAUUUUGUUUGUCAGUUCACAGUUUCGGUCAACUGUCGAUCAUAACUGAAAAUAUUACUUUUGAAUCGCUAUAUGUAGUAAUCCAUUACGAUGCCCAUUACCUUCCACAUCAACUUAGCAUGUAGAUGAGAAAACAAAGACAACAAAAUACUUUUUAAAAUAAACCAAUUUUGUUCCUCUUUCCAUCGUAAAAGAAGUCACCAUUUGAUCAUGUUACCAUUGUUCAAGUAUACAUCAUUCAUUCUUCUACAUUGUUUACUAAUUCAUGCCCUGUUUAGUGUAUUAUAUAAUUCCUUGACUGUUUCAACCCACAAUAGCUCAGAAAAUGUAUUUUUCAUCAGUAUUCCUCCUUUUGGGGAAAAGGAGAAAAAAAAUAACAAAGAUUUAAUGGAAACAGAGAAAACCUACAGCACAAUACAGACCAUUUGGCCCACAAUGCUGUGCCGAACAUGUACUUACUUCAGAAAUUACCUUGGGUUACCCAAGCCCUCUAUUUUUCUAAGUUUCAUGUACCUAUCCAAGAGUCUCUUAAAAGACCUUAUUAUAUCCGCUGCCACCACUGUCACCGGCAGCCCAUUCCACACAUACUUCUCUCUGUGUAAAAAAAACUUAGCCCUGACAUCUCCUUUGUACCUACUUCCAAGCACCUUAAAACUGUGCCCUGUCAUGUUAGCCACUCCUUCCUUCAGUCAUAGAAUUAUUUUAAAUGAUCGUAGUAGCAGACAUUGACUUCCCAGUAAUAGCUAAUCAUGGGGUACGUAGGCGAGAGGGACUGAAAACAAUCACUGUCAUAAGAGAAGACAGAACUAGACAAACUUAGUAGGUUAAAGGCCAACAAGAUUCCUUUUCCCAGAGGACUGUAUCCUUGAUUCUUAAAGGAAAUCCCACUUUACAAAUAUUUGGAGAUAUUGGAGCUAUUUUAUUUCUGGUCUUUUAAGUCUGAUUUUAAUUGUUUUCUAUUUGGGGGCAUUCUCCUGGUUGCCAAGUUUCUCAACUCUGAACUACCAUCCCUGGAUCUCUCAUAAAUCCUAUUCAAGGCCUGCUAUUUAACCAAGGUCUGGUCAUUUAGCUAAAUAUAUCUCUCUCUCAACUGGUGUCAAGUCUUGUUUUGUACAUUUCCCAUAAGUUGAGACAUUUUAUUAAAUAAAUGUUUGGUUCGCAAAUAUAAGUUACUGUUCUAGAGUUUAUAUUCAGCUGAAUUUGUAUGCUGUACAUGAGUUAUAUUGAAUUAGGAUGAAUAUGAAACAGCUGCAGGUUUUAAUUAAAAAGAAUGUGUUGUUUUGGGACCAGGCUGUACCUGAUUUGCUUCCUUGUGGGGUUUAAUUGGAACAUCAGGGCUUACCAAGGAAAAUUUAAUGGAGUCAUUAUUAGGUAAAGGAAGUCGUAACUACAAAAUUAUAAGGCUCCUGAGAUGCCACUUUUUCAUCCAUCAUUAUGUGAGCUAUGAACUGUUCAGAAACAGCUGCACUUUUGAUGAGGAAGUUGCAUCAUGCAGAAAUUCCUAUAUCAGUUGUGCAUUCAAUAAGUGCCCAAGGGACUAUAAAAUCACUUUGGGUCAAAUUCUGGAGCAGUGGUUAAUCAUGGAGUUGGCAGUAACAUUGAAUACAUGUUACUUGAGCAACAGUGAUUGGUGCUAAAGAAAUGCAUAGAAGAUGAAAUGUUACUUUUAUACAAUAUAUAAGUUAUUAAUGCCCACAAUAAAUUCACUUAUCUUACUGUUUUCAAAAUAAAACUUAUGUUAUUUUGGUGAUACAUUCAAAAACAAAAAAUAUUCUGAAAUUGCUGGAAAUCCAGAGCAGCGCACACAGCAGGUCAACCAUGGGUCCUGAUGAAAGGUCUUGGCCCAAAAUGUUGACUGUUUAUUCACUUCCAUAGAUGUUGCCUGACCUGCGGAGUUCCUCCAGCAUUUUGGGUGUGCCGUGCUGGUGAUAUAUUCGUAUGGAUUAUGGCAGUUUCUAUGCUAAGGACAAAAAGGAAUUGUAUCAAAGAGCAUAGGCCUGAUACCACUAAAACAGAAGUCUAAUUGAAAGUCUGUUGUAUUCUUCUGCUUUAUUUCCAAACCUGUUUGUAGAAAUAGAAAUACGUAAUGAUGAUGUGCCAGAUGUAAGGAAUUCUGAAUGGCCUUUUUUGUCACAGGUUUAUAUUAUAGUAGAAAGAAAUAAAGAUUCAAAUACAAAGUGGAAAUCUGUUUAUUGUUCAUCUGUGCACAUUGCUAUUCAGAUUUAAUUGUAUGAAAAUUAAG
Messenger RNA from Mobula hypostoma (lesser devil ray), 5275 nucleotides. RefSeq names its product lysine-specific demethylase 4C-like. The coding region runs from base 160 to 1263 and encodes 367 amino acids. The transcript is spliced from 9 exons. Gene Ontology annotation, biological process: regulation of gene expression; chromatin remodeling. NCBI's taxonomy places the organism in Eukaryota, Metazoa, Chordata, Chondrichthyes, Myliobatiformes, Myliobatidae. The record is from RefSeq and is a predicted model, not a curated record. Gene Ontology annotation, molecular function: histone H3K9 demethylase activity. Gene Ontology annotation, cellular component: nucleus; chromatin.